CACGUGAAAAUUUGGGGGUCGUCUGUUUGUUUGUUGAUUUCUCGAAGAAACAGCUGUCUAGUCAUGUCUGAUUUAGUAGUUUUCUAGCUCAAUGAAUCGUAUUCAAUAUGGACGACUGGCAAAUUUGCCCACGAUGUAAGACGACCAAGUACCGUAAUCCGAAAUUGAAGUUGCUGGUGAAUGUUUGCGGACACAAACUGUAAGUCCUCAAGUCAUAAAAUAUUCUGUCGGGGUCGAUACAAUUGGCUGAGAAAGUAUACUCCUAAACCAAAAGAAAAGAAUAUAGGAUUCCAGCUUAGUUUCUUUCAUUUUAAUGUAAAGGUUUUCUUGAUUCAUGGAGAUCUAACAUUGCCAAAAUUAAUUAUGCGUUUAGUCUCUUGAGAUCUAUUUAUGUAAACUCAAAGUAUUACCAAAGGGGAAAGGGUCUCAGCCCUCAAAAAUAUCAACACAGUGUUGUCGUAUAAGGGGAGGCAAAUUGCAGAGUAUCCAUGCUUCGAUAAGUCAGUGAGUCACCUCUUUUAAGACUUGACAGCACCACUCUGUUCUACACUCUUUACACCGUUCCACUGUUCCAUAUAUCAUAUACUGUGCCACCGUUCCAGCAUACUCUUCCACACUGCUCAGACUGUUCCAUCAUACUGUUCUUCUGUUCCAACAUACUGUUCCACUAUUCUACCAUACUGUUCCAAUGUACCACCACACUGUUCCUCUGUUCCACAACACUGCUCCACACUGAUCACACUGUUCAAUCACACUGUUCCUUUGUUCCACCAUAUUGUUCCGCUAUUCCACCACACUGUUCGACCACACUGCUCACAUUGUUCCUCCACACUGUUCAGCAACACUGUUCCACCAAACUGUUCCACUGUUCCACUGUUCCAAAAUACUGUUCCACACUGUUCCACCAUAUUGUUCCACACUGUUUGACCACACUGUUCCUCUGUUCCACCAUACUUUUCCAAUGUUCCACCACACUGUUCCACACUGCUCCUCUCUUCCACCACACAGUUCCACUGUUCCACAACACUGCUCCAAUGUUCCACCACACUGUCGCACACCGCUCACACUGUUGCACCACACUGUUCCACUGUUGCUCUGUUCCACCAUACCGGUCUACACUGUUCCACCACACUGUGCCACGCUCCUCUACUAUUCCACCAUGCUGUUCCACACUGUUCCACCACACUGUUACACUGAUCCACCAUAUUGUUCCAGUGUUCCACCAUACCAUUUCACACUGUUCUACCACACUGUUUCACUGUUCCACCAUACUGUUCCACACUGUACCACCACACUCUGUCACACUAUUCCACUGUUCCACCACACUGUUCCACACUGUUCCACUGUUCCACCAUACCAUUCCACAUUGUUCCACCAUACUGUUACACUAUUCCACCAUACUGUUCCACUGUUCCGCCAUACUGUUCUACUUUUCCACCACACCAUUCCAAUGUUCCACCAUACCGUUACACACUGUUCCACCACACUGUUCCACUGUUCCACCACACUGUUCCACACUGUUCCGCCACACUGUACCACAUUGUGCCACACUGUUCCACCAUGCUGUUCCACACUGUUCCCCCAUACUGUUCCACUGUUCCAUACUGUUCCACACUGUUCUUCCACACUGUUCCACCUCACUGUUCCACUGUUACAACAUACUGUUCCACACUGUUCCACCAUACUGUUCCACACUGUUUGACCACACUGUUCCAUCCACACUGUUCCCCCAUACUGUUCCACUGUUCCAUACUGUUCCACACUGUUCUCCCACACUGUUCCACCACACUGUUCCACUGUUACAACAUACUGUUCCAUUGUUCCACCACACUGUCUCACACCGCUCACACUGUUCCACCACACUGUUCCACUGUUGCUCUGUUCCACCACACUCUUCCACACUCUUCCACCACACUGUCCCACUGUUCCAACAUACUGUUCCACACUUUUCCAUCAUACCAUUCCCCACUGUUCCACCAUACCGUUCCACACUGUUCCACCACACUGUUUCACACUGCUCCUCUCUUCCGCCACACUGUUCCACUGUUCCACAACACUGUUCCAAUGUUCCACCACAGUGUCCCACACUGAUCACACUGUUCCACUGUUGCUCUGUUCCACCACACUCUUCCACACUUUUCCACCACACUGUCCCACUGUUCCAACAUACCGUUCCAUACUGUUCCACCAUACCAUUCCACACUCUUCCACCAUACCAUUCCACACUGUUCCACCAUACCGUUCCACACUGUUCCACCACACUGUUCCACACUGCUCCUCUCUUCUCCCACACUGUUCCACUGUUCCACAACACUGUUCCAAUGUUCCACCACACUGUCUCACACCGCUCACACUGUUCCACUGUUGCUCUGUUCCACCACACUCUUCCACACUGUUCCACCACACUGUUUCACUGUUCCACCAUACCGUUCCACACUGUUCCACCAUACCAUUCCUCACUGUUCCACCACAAUGUUCCACUGUUCCACCGUAUUGUUCAAGUCUUCCACCAUCCCAUUUCACUGUUCUACCACACUGUUUCACUGUUCCACCAUACUGUUCCACACUGUUCCACCACACUCUGCCACACUGUUCCACUGUUCCACCACGCUGUUCCACACUGUUCCACUGUUUCACCAUACCAUUCCACACUGUUCCACCACACUGUGCCACACUCUUCAACCACGCUGUUCCACACUGUUCCACCACACUGUUCCCCUGUUACACUGUUCCACCAUACCAUUCCACUGUUCCACCAUACUGUUCUACUGUUCCACCACACUGUUCCAAUGUUUCACCAUACCGUUCCACACUGUUCCACCACUGUUCCACCAUACUGCUCCACACUGUUCCACCACACUGUUCCAUCGUGCUGUUCCACACUGUUCCCCCAUACUGUUCCACUGUUCCACACUGUUCCACCACACUGAUCCACUGUUCCACCACAGCGUUCCACACUGUUAUACCAUACCAUUCCACACUGUUCCACCACACUGUUCCACUUUUCCACCAUACCAUUCCACACUGUUCCACCACACUCUGCCAUGCUGUUCCACUGUUCCACCAUGCUGUUCCACACUGUUCCACCUCACUGUUCCAGUGUUCCACCAUAUUGUUCCAGUGUUCCACCAUACCAUUUCACACUGUUCAACCAUACUGUUUCACUGUUCCACCAUACUGUUCCACUGUUCCAGCAUACUGUUCUAUUGUUCCACAACACCGUUCCAAUGUUCCACCAUACCGUUCCACACUGUUCCACCACACUGUGCCACAUUGUGCCACACUGUUCCACCAUGCUGUUCCACACUGUUCCACCUUACUGUUCCACUGUUCCACCACACUAUUCCACUGUUCCACCAUGCUGUUACACUAUCCCACUCUGCUGUUCUACUGUUGCACCACACCAUUUCACUGUUCCACCAUUCCAUUUCACACUGUUCCACCACACUGUUUCACAGUUCCACCAUACUGUUCCACACUGUUCCAUUAAACUGUGCCACACUUUGCUACCAUGCUGUUUCACCAUACCAUUCCGCACUGUUCCACAUUGUGCCACACUGUUUCACCAUUCUGUUUCACUGUUCCACUGUUCCACUGCUCCACCAUACCGUUCGACACUGUUCUACCAAACUGUGCCACACUGUUCCACCAUGCUGUUCCACAGUGUUCUAUCACACUGUUCCACUGUUCCACCAUAGUGUUCCACUCUCUCAGUGUUCCACCACACUGUCCACACUGCUCCUCUCUUCCACCACACUGUUCCACUUUUCCACAACACACUUUCAAAUUUCCACCACAAUGUUCCACUGUUGCUGUGUUCCUCCACACUGUUCCACACUGUUUCACUACUGUUCCACUGUUCCACCGCACUGUUCCACCACACCGUUCCACUGUUCCACCAGACUGUUUCACUGUUCCACCAUACUGUUCCACCGUUCCACCACAUUGUUCCAUUGUUCCACCAUGCCGUUCCACACUUUUCCACUACACUGUUCCAUUGUUCCACAAUGCCGUUCCACACUUUUCCACCACAUUGUUCCACUGUUCCACCAAACUGGAUUACAGUGUUCCACUAUACUGUGCCACUGUUCCACCACACUGUUCCACCAUGCCAUCCCACAGUGUCCACCACACUCUUCUGUUCCACUGUUCCACCUUGCUGUUCCACACUGUUCUACUGUUCCACCAUACUGUUCCACCACACCGUUCCACUGUUCUACCAUACCGUUUCACACUGUUCCACCACACUGUUCCACUUGUCCACCAUAUUGUUCCACACUGUUCCACCACACUGUGCCACAUUGUGCCACACUGUUCCACUGUUCCACCAUGCUGUUCCACUCUUUUCCACCUCACGGUGCCACACUGUUCUACCACAUUGUUCCACACUGUUCCACUUGUGGACCACACUGGUCCAUACCGUUCCACACUGUCCCACACUGUUCCACCAUACUGUUCCACACUGUCCCACCAUACUGUUCCACACUGUUUCACCAUACUGUUCUACACUGUUCCACCACACUGUGCCACACUGUUUCACUGUUCCAUUGUUCCACCAUACUGUGCCACUCUGGUUCACUGAUCCACCAUACUGUUUCACUGAUCCACCACUUUGUUCCACACUGUUGCACUGUUCCACCACACUGGGCCACACUGAUCCACUGUUCCACCAUACUGUUCCAUAGUGUUCUACACUGUUCUUCCACACUGUUCCAUUGUUCCACCACACUGUUCCACUGUCCCACUGUUCCACCACACUGUUCGACCACACUGCUCCACUGUACCACCUUCCUGUUCUACCACACUCUUCCACACUGUUCUACUGUUCCACCACAUUAUUUUACACUGUUCCACUGUUCCACCAUACUGUUCCACACUGUUCCACCACAUUGUUUCAUGCUGUUCCACUGUCGCACCACACUGGACCAUACUGUUCCACACUGUUUCCACCAUACUGUUACAUUGUUCUACGACUGUGCCACACUGUUUUACUGUUCCACAUUGUUCCAUCACAUUGUUCCACACUGUUUCAUCGUUCCACCAUACUAUUCCACUUUUCCAUCAGACUGCCGUACGCCACACUGUUCCCCUGUUCCGCCAUAUUGUUCCAUACUUUUCCACACUGUUCCACUUUUCAGUUGUUCCACCACACUUUUUCACUUUUUUACACUGUUCCACUAUUUCACCAUACAGUUUCACACUGUUUCACCACACUUUUCCACAAUGUCCCGCUGUUUCACCAUUCUCUUCCACACUGUUCUACACUGUUCCACUGGUCUAUUGUUCCACCACACUGUUUCACUGUCCCACUCUUCCACCGGCCUUUUUCCACACUGUUCCACCAUACUGUUCAAAACUGUUCCACUAUACUGUUCCACAAUGUUCGACCACACUUCUCCACUGUUCCACCCAGGGCGGAUAAAGGUUGUGCGGUCAAACUAGCACUCUAUUUUCUUUCUGUAAUUUCAGGCUAACAAUAUUAAAUACGUAAAUUCGUUUCAUAACAGUAUUAAACAAAGCAGUUUCAUGUGUUUAUGUGUGUAUGCCUAUAAGUGAAACUUGUUGGUCGUAUAACGCCAAAAUUUGAGUUUAAUUUGAAAGUAUCGAAUGCCUCCUCCUUCCACUAAAUAUGACCUAAUCGUCCUUGGCCGUUUUAUUUAUAAAAGCUUAACACUUCUCAAACUUAAUUUUUGCAGAUGUUAAAGGGGGAUAAAUUGUAUAUAACAUAACGAAAAAUUAGCUGGAUAUAUUUAGAUAAAGUGGCGUUGUACCUACUUUAAACUUUCCUUCUCGGUUGCAACGCGCCAUGGCGAUUCGUGCAAUGCGUCGCAAAUCCGGCAACCGCAUGUUAACAAAAUUUAUCGAAAGUUAAUUGUAAGCCAGAUUUUCUUCGUUUUCCUCUCGAAAACAAAACAAAGUAAGCAGUAAAAAGUGGGGAAAACUAAUUAUGAAGUUCCGAAGAAACAGAAAGACGUAUGAGAUGUUUUGUGAACAUAAAGGGAAGCGUGAUGUUGAUUUCAAUUAAUUAAGCACAAUUAACCUUGUACGAGUUGCUCGUACUUAUCAAAUACACGUCAUGUAGUUAAGAAACGCCAUCCGCUGUCUUUUAAUACUUUUUCCAUGGAUGAGGUUUUGCUUCGCGUCGGUCAUGGAAGAAACUAGAGGAGCCAUUUUAAUCAGCAACUCCUAAUUUGAUCCCAGUCCACUGCAUGACACCUUUUUGCUCGGACGCGCUCGUUUCACCGCCCAACCUUUAUCCGCUCUGGUUCCACCACACUUUGCCACACUGUUCCGCUGUUCCACACUGUUCCACUGUACUGUUCCACAGUUUUACCGUACUGUUCCUGUUCCACUCUUCUACCUUACUGUUCCACACUGUUCCACCGUACUGUUCCACAAUGAAACUGCAAAAGCGUAAAGUCUCUUGGCCUUAAUGACAACGCCACGAACCAAAUAAGAAUGAAGAUUUAUUGAGUGCACAUACAAACGGCGUGGGUUGAAACUAAAACGGUAAAAGAGUAAAAAAGUUACAAGUUGCGACUAAAGUAAAUAAGAGUAAAGAAAUAACAAAACUGCAAAACGAGGACUGUGAAAUACACUUACAUUGUUUCGGCCAGAGAAAACUGCUGAAGCGGACUGCGAAUAACGCGAAGCUAGGGACUAGCAAGAACUAAAACAGAACUGCGCUAAGCGCGAACCAAAAAUGAACUGCCCAAACUGUACUGCAAAAUUACGAUAUAUGAAAAAUACGCUAGAACAUGCGGAAAAUAAAACUAUAGAAACUUAGAAAGGCGCUAAUGAAGAUGAAACAACAAAGAAACGCUAACGAGGGCGCGAAAACUGACAAAAAGGAAUAAACACCUAAAUUAACGCAAAAAAAAAGACUAAACAAAAGGACGAAAAGAAGUGUAAACUAAUUUGCGUACGCAAAGGAAAAACAAAUUACACAAGAACGAAUAAUGGGAAAAAUGUUACACUUGGAUCUUACAUACCGGCCCCAUAAGUGAGGAGCACACGCGAGGCACUUAAAUUAAACAAUUAAAGAUCUAAGUGUCUUUCUAAGAGUUCUUAAUGUUCUCUUCUCCUGAAUUCAGAAAAUUGCACAGAAAAUAACUCCAAAGGGAAAGUUCAAGCUUCUAUCAGCAAGCAAAGUUUGUCAAUUGGCCUCUCCAAAACUGCUCCUUUUACUUUCACCCUGGUACGGCGCACCAAACCUUUCUUGUCGGCGAAGACUUCUACCACUCUACCAAGGGGCCAUGAAUUGCGAGGGGAAUUUUCCGCGCUCACUAGAACAAUAUCCCCAACGGCCAGGUUCCUGCGAAUCGUCGUCCAUUUCUGCCUACUUUGGAGCAGAGGCAAGUACUCCUUAGACCAUCUCUUCCAAAAGAUAUCUGCGAGAUAUUGCACUUGUCUCCAUCUGCGUCGAGAGAAGGAGUCUUCCUUAUGGAAUAACCCAGGGGGCAUCUGAGGCUCCGAGCGUAAAAGAAGCAAAUGGUUUGGUGGAAGGGGCUCCGGAUCAUUGGGGUCACCUGAAGCAGUGGUGAUUGGACGACCAUUAAUAAUGCUUUCCACUUCGCAUAGGAGGGUGACUAAACCUUCGUCGUCAACAGCUUGAGUUUGAAGCAAAGCUCGAAGGACCUUGCGCGUUGUUCGAAUGCAGCGCUCCCAAACACCUCCAUAAUGGGAGCCAUAGGGGGGAUUGAAGUUCCACUUGAUCCCCCUUCUGAAGUAGAGCUUCGUGAAUCUUGUUGAGAUUCCAUGCGUUGAUGGAUUCCCUGAGCUCCCUCUCUCCGCCGGUGAAAUUGGUGCCAUUAUCGGAUCUGAUCUCCUUUACCUGGCCCCUCCUUGCUAUAAACCGUCUGAGCGCCAUCAGGAAAGAAUCAGUUUCCAAACUGUACGCCACUUCAAUGUGUACUGCGCGGAUAGAAAGACACGUGAAAAUGACCCCAUAUCUUUUCACAAGACUUCGCCCACGGCGUACCUGAAGAGGACCAAAACAAUCAAUGCCGACAGAUGUAAAAGGUGUCUGACCUGGGGUAACACGAUCCACGGGAAGGUCAGCCAUUUUCUGCUCACAGAACGGGCCUUGACGCCGCCGGCAACUAAAACAUUUCGAAAGAACUUUCCUGACAACAGAACUUGCGUUUACGAUCCAAAACUUCUCGCGCGCAAGACUGAUAACGUACUCUCUUCCAGAGUGACCGGAGAUCUGGUGGUAAUAUUCUACUACAAGGUUGGUCACGUGAUCCUUCUUGGGCAAAAUAAUCUGAUGUUUGGCCUCAAAUGCAGUGGACGCUAAACUUAACCUCCCACCGACACGUAAGACGCCGUUCACUAAGAUUGGAUCCAGACUUCGAAGGCUGCUGCUUUUCUUGACUUGCGUACCGUUUUCAGACUUGCUUAACAGCUCAAGCUCAUCCGGAAAAUUAGCUCCGCGAUCUCCAACUCCGUAACGGUAAUUGGUGGUAAAAAAAGGAUGGGAGUUGAAUGGAUCGGCUCUCUCGAUUUUCCGCGUUUACUUAACCUUUGCAAGUUUCCACGGUACCGUAAAAACCAUGCAACUGACUUCUUCAAUCGGUGCCAGGAAGACGCGCGUUGAAAGCACUCAACCAAAGGAUGCUCCGACUCGGAAACAGAGGCGUGACAAACCUUAUAAACCAUUUCACUUCCGGGUCUCCGUCUUGAAGACAUUCAAGUGAUGAGGGGUUCCUAGGCCAAUCUUCUUCUGACUUCCAGAGAAACUCCGGCCCCAGUAACCAUCUUUGGCAGCUCAACAAUGCAUUGGCAGUCAACGCUCUUGAAGCGCAAUCUCCAGGAUUCGCUACACCUUCCACAUAGCGCCAUUGAUCUGGACUUGAGCCCUCUCGUAGCACGGCAACCCGAUUGGCAACAAACGAGUGGAACCGCGUACUUUCGUUCUUCACAUAACGAAGCACUGACAUGCUGUCUGACCAAAACACGGAUUCGCAAUUAGGAGGCAUCUCCAGCUCUUCCUUGAGCAUCUUGUCUUGUCGCACAGAAACGGUUGCGGCCGAGAGCUCUAAACGAGGAAUAGAAAUAGCUUUCAAAGGAGCAACGCGUGAUUUUCCAAACAGGAAGGAACAAUGAACUCGGUCCUCAUGGCUAACCAGUCGAAGGUAAGUCACUGAACCAUAAGCAGCUUCUGAUGCAUCAGAGAAGUGAUGCAGCUGACUGGAUUAAACGGGACCAAAAUCCUCUGGCUUUAAACAGCGACUCACAGCAAACUCCGAGAGCUUUGGAACAUCUGCUAGCCAAUUUUCCCAACGUGCAGCGUACUCAGUCGGGAUCUCGUCAUCCCAUCCUAGCUUAAUGCGACAAAGAUCUUGAAGGAUUUCCUUCGCGGUCAGAACGAACGGCACUCGCUAGAGCACUCGCUAGAGACAAGAUACCCCUACGCGUUGGUGGACGGGAGCUAAUGUUGACUUUGAAGCGGAACGAGUCGGAUUCUACACACCAUUGAACUCCUAGGGCUCGCUGAACAGGCAAUUCGUCCUUCCUUAUGUCCAUGUCCUUGAUGUCCUUUGCUCGCUCCUUCUCAGCGAUGGCUUGCAGAACACCACGGCUAUUGCUGACCCAUUUGGUUAGCUUGAAACCACCACGUGAUAGUAAAGUGCAUAAACUGCCAACAUGCUCAACGGCUUUCUGCUCGCCAGGGAGGGACUUCAAACAAUCGUCAACAUAAAAGUUUCUUUUGACUGUGUUAAUGACGUCAGGAGGGAAACUGUGACGGUUAUCUUCUGCUGUCUUGCGGAGUGCGAGAUUUGCGCAAGCCGGUGAUGAAAUGGCUCCAAAUAAGUGAACGACCAUCUGAUAUUCUUGUAAUUCGCUCGCCAUGUUGCCAUCCUGCCACCAAAGAAAACGCAGAAAGGAACUGUCAGGAUCGGGAACUCUCACUUGGUGGAACAUGGACUCUAUGUCCGCCAUAACGGCCACUUUCUCUUCACGAAACCUCAACAGGACUCCUACAAGCGAACUGGUUAGGUCCGGGCCCUUGUACAGCAUGUCAUUGAGAGACUUUCCCAUAAAUUUGGCCGAACAGUCAAACACGACGCGGAUCUUCCCUGGCUUGCGAGGGUGGUAAACACCAUGGUGCGGUAUGUACCAGGCGGUGCCCUUCGCGGGGCUCUUCUGAUCAGGGGACACUUUGCGUGCAUAUCCUUUGGAGAGAAUGUCUUCCAUAAAGGCCUUAUAAUCUUGGUACAACUUCGGGUCUCUUUCCAGCCUUUUCUUCAACCAAAUGGCGCGCUGCCAGGCCUGAGCCUUGUUGCUAGGUACAGGCGUUUGGCGAUCCUUAAACGGUAAAGAGAUUUGAUAAUGCCCGUUUGUCAACUCCACCGUCUGUUCGGCGAUUUGCAUAAAUCUACGUUCGUCUUGAGACAUCUCUGUCUUGCUAUCAACGGUGGGAUCGGUAAAAUCGCGAUUGUAGAAGUCUUCUAUCAUCUGUUGGAGCCGGUGAUCGACUUUAGCAACAAAAGUGGAUGACCGUGAACUAUGGUGACGACGGCCUAAGGGACCAUUUACCGCCCAGCCGAUUCGAGUUCUUGAAGCAUAAGGACCACCGUCUUGACUGUGUUUGACAUCAAGUGGAUCGAGAGCCCUGGGAACGUCACUAGCAAUCAAAAGGCCAACCUCAGCGUUGAGACGAGGCAGAAAAACUCCUUGCAAGUGGGGCCACUGAUCAACGUCGUCCUGAGUUGGAAUGUCGCUGCUGGACACAGGAAUCUCCGGCCUGGUGUAAAGGGUCGGGAGGCUAAUCCACUCGUUCUCGUCCAAAUCGGAUACAAGAAGAUCGCGAACCAGGAAGCUGUUGGUGAUGCUGUUUUUCUUCUCAAGAGUAGACAGGGAUAUCUUAACUUGCUGACCAUUAAUCCCGAGCUGCUUCAUUAGCGAUUCAGUACAGAAACUGGAGUUACUUCCGUUAUCCAAGAAGGCGCAGGUGAUGACGCUCUUAUGACUAUCUUUCGCUCUUACUCUGACUGGUAUUAUGGCCAUGCCUGUCCUACGACCCUCUCCUGAAGUCUCACUGUUGGCACUGGUGCCCGUUUUUACCAUGUGACUACAAACUUGAGUGCUGAUUACGUCUUCCGUACCCACUCCAACGUCGACAGCUGGUCUCUCACGAGGGCUUGUAUGUAAAACAGCAGGAUGCCGACCUUUACAGUUCGCAAUCUUGCAAUUUUUCCUCUGCGGGCAAAACUUUGCGACGUGUUCGGUGGAUAAACAUCCAAAGCACAGCUUUUUGGACAACAGGAAUUGAAUUCUCUCUUGGUAGGGUUUCCACCGCAAUGACUGACAAUCCUCAAGGGCGUGGUUUCUGCUACAAUAGAGACACCGAUUUCUCCCUUGUGAGGGGUCCUGAUCGAUUCCAGAUGGCUGAACCUUACGAGUCUGAGGUCUCUGCUCUCCAUCGGCGCGUCGACUUGGCUCCUUUACACCCUGCGGAACCGUUUCACUGGUAUGACCUUCACUAUCGCCUACAUGUGUUAAGAGACUGAGAUUCUUGGGAUUGGAUGUCCUGCCACCAGAGGACCGCUGACCAGGCGCCGAUCUUACGGUAUCGGAUAUCUUGCCAAAGACUGGGUUGGUUAGUAUUCUUGCUUCGCGAUCAACAAAGGCAACGAAGUCACUGAACUGUACUGGCCUUAACUGUCUGUCCAUGAUGUCAUCAGCUAAGCGACGCCAUCUUUCUCUCAUGCUGUAAGGAAUCUUGAGCACCAACUUUUGAAUGUUUGCUGGCUGAUCAAACUUAGAAAUGUACUGGCUACCUGCCAAUGCGUUCUUGCAACUUGCGAGAAAGACUGAAAAACGAUUCAAAGCCACACCAUCUUCUGCCUUUAUGCUCGGCCAGUCCAGGGCCUUCGUCUCGUAAGCGGAUGCUAUGCGAUAAUCGUCACCAUACUUCCUUCUCAAAAGCCUACGAGCCUCGUCAUAACCUUCUUCCGCUGGUAAAUGAUGACAGGAUCUUACAAGUUCCUUAACGUCCCUUGCGGUGAACUGCUCAAGGUAAUAGAGUCUAUCAGUACUGCUAAAUGUUCUGGAUUCAACCAAAUUUUCAAAAGCGCGAACGAAGGUGCGGUACUCAAUAGGGUUUCCGUCAAACACAGGAACACGGGGCUGCGGAAGUUUGUUCCUAUUCUGAUUAUGCGCUAGCAAUUCCGCUAUUCUAUUCUGCUGAAACUGAAGAGCAGUCUGUUGCCGCUGCAAACCAAUCGUUUCCUUUCUCAGAUCCUCGCCGACUGUACACGCUUGAUAAUCAAACUGGCCGUAAGGAACAGAAUCCAUGGACACCCCCUGGCCUGGGUGAUGCACCUCGCCUGGAAAAGACCUUUUCGCGCGGGGGCUGGUACGAGGGGGAUCCUGAUCCUGGAGCUCUGUCUCCAAUUUUAAAGGCUUCACCUCCGGUAGAGAAGGGGAGGUCAUUGCUGCGUAGACCCUCUCCUUAGCUGUUGUCUUGACCAUUUCGGCUUCGAGGUUAAGGCGUAAUUCUUCCUGCUGUAAACGAAACUUUUUCUCUUCGAGUGUUUGGCGCUUUUCGAGCAUAGAAAUUUCAGCUUUUAACUCGGCAAUUCUUGCGGCUUCUUUGGCUCUCGCGGCUGCAACUGAUGAAGCACGACCACCACGUGAACUUGCUCGACUUGAAUGUUUUGAAACCUUGGAAGCACCUGAAGGAAUUGGUGUGCCAGCACAACUAAUUGAAUCCUCGGGAUUCACUGCCGAAUCUACUUGAAGCGAUUCUGCUAACAACUUGUGUUCAAUGUUAAUUAUCCAAUCGACGAUCUCCUGACGGAACACACGAACCUUUCUCUCUUUGUCUUCAAGAUAGCGUUGACCCUCAAUAAUGGCGUCCUCAUCCAGAAUUUCUUCGACGUAAUCGCGAUGGGCCUCUUUAAAUCUUUCAAAGGCGUUGUCGAAGUAAGGAAGCUUCUCUUUAACCUCCUGAAGAUUAUGAUUACCAGUAAGCAAGCCAGAAAUUUCAUUGGAAAUGGCGGUUACGGUAGAUAGGUGACCAGAACUUGAAUUUCUUUAAACGAAGUGUUUCCAGGUUAGACGCUUCAAAAUCCAGCGAACGGUUUGGUUGUCGUACGCGUGUUCCAACUCGCCGGGCGACGGGAUCUGUAAGCUGUUUGCGGCUAAACCUCAUGACGAAACGACAUGUCACCAACAAUUUUCAACGAUGAAACUGCAAAAGCGUAAAGUCUCUUGGCCUUAAUGACAACGCCACGAACCAAAUAAGAAAGAAGAUUUAUUGAGUGCACAUACAAACAGCGUGGGUUGAAACUAAAACGGUAAAAGAGUAAAAAAGUUACAAGUUGCGACUAAAGUAAAUAAGAGUAAAGAAAUAACAAAACUGCAAAACGAGGACUGUGAAAUACACUUACAUUGUUUCGACCAGAGAAAACUGCUGAAGCGGACUGCGAAUAACGCGAAGCUAGGGACUAGCAAGAACUAAACCAGAACUGCGCUAAGCGCGAACCAAAAAUGAACUGCCCAAACUGUACUGCAAAAUUACGAUAUAUGAAUAAUACGCUAGAACAUGCGGAAAAUAAAACUAUAGAAACUUAGAAAGGCGCUAAUGAAGAUGAAACAACAAAGAAACGCUAACGAGGGCGCGAAAACUGACAAAAAGGAAUAAACACCUAAAUUAACGCAAAAAAAAAGACUAAACAAAAGGACGAAAAGAAGUGUAAACUAAUUUGCGUACGCAAAGGAAAAACAAAUUACGCAAGAACGAAUAAUAGGAAAAAUGUUACACUUGGAUCUUACACACAAUACUGUUCCACAAUGUUCCACACUGUCCCAAUGUUCCACCACAUUGUUCCACACUGUUCCACUGUUCCACCACACAGUUCCACUGUUUUACCAUACUGUUCCACACUGUCCCACACUGUUCCAUACUAUUAUUCCAUACUAUUUCUUGCCAUGGUGCUUUGCUGCGAGCGCUUCGUGUGAUAGAGAGCUCUGCUAUGAGCUAAUAACUUUAGUUCUUAGAGAUUAUUUAAUAAGAACCAAUUUGCUUGAGCUUCCAAAUGGCUGUUUCCAAAUGAGUGUUUUGAGUUGUUUAUUAAACCAAGUAAUCAAAUAAUCUUGGUAGCAAGAACAUGAUUCUUUUCUAGCUCCUUUAAGCCGGUUUUUUUGCAAAAACCCCAUGAUAGGCAUAAACCAUAGGUAACAGAAGGUAAAACAAUUUUAAGAUAAAAAUAAGCUCUAGUUAAAAGUAUAAAAAUCUCAAAAGAUUUGGUAGUUUCUCUCUGAUGCGUCUUUCUUCAUGUGUUUUUUUUGUUUGUUUCCAUUAUCAUAAUGAUAAUAGUAAUUUUGUCCCCUGUUUUGUUCUGAUAGGUGUGAAAGCUGUGUAGAGACCCUUUUCACACGGCCAUCAGCAGCAUGCCCAGAGUGCAACACAGCUCUAAGGCGAAAUGACUUUAGAAUUCAACAAUUUGAAGAUCUUAUUGUCGAGAAGGAGGUGGACAUAAGGAAAAAGAUUUUGAAGAUGUAAGAAAUAUGUCAAUUCUUUCAAUCAUUAAGUGUGAAAAUAAUUGCGGGCGACAGGAGGAGCCCACAGUCCUAAUCUCCAGGUUGUUAUUACGCAUGCGUCGCAUGUAUAUAGCCAGCGUAAGAUUGGACUUCCACUAAGAAUGUAUGGAAUGCACAGAACGCACAUUGAUCACGCGCGUUUGGACCUUCUAUCACUCGUAAUCUGAUCACGCGUGUUUUGACCAUCUGUCAUGUGAAACGUCCGCAAAGCACAGCGCUGGAGCAAAAGCGUUUUGACCUUCGAUCGUUGUCGCCCGCACUCGGUGACCUUUGGUUAUUACUAGUAAUAAUAUUUUAUAAUUAUGCUGAAAAACAAAUUAUACUCAGACUAUACAUUUUUAUCAGGAUCAGGAUCGAGAGUUGGUACACACACUAUCAAUUAAUUAAUAAUUUGAGGGUUUUACUGAAAUUUGAAGUUGUAAAUAACUGGGAAAAGAGAGUGUCUAGUUUUUCCAGAGUCUCUUAAAUCAUGAAAGUGUUGUAAAAUUAAUAAUUUCCAAUCGUAAAAUCAAAAUGUUGGAAAAUAUAGUUCAGUACAGUAUUCUCAGUGCAGUUGCGUGUACAUAUCAACUCUUAUUUUGUCAUUGCAGCUUAAUAUACAAGCACCAUGUUAUUUUGCUUACUUGUUACUAGUUAUAACAAGCUUGAGGAGGAUUUCCAGACAGCCACUGAUCCCCUAAAAGCCUACAAUGACUACCUGGAGGAAGUAGAGACUAUAAGUAUGAAUAUAAUGUUAAUAGAGACAUGAUUGUUUCCUUUCUGGAUGGCAUGCAUUAUUUUUGUGAUGAGAGAAAAAUAUCAAUAUUGGUCGUUUUUAUGCUAAUAACGCUAGAGUGAUCUGCUGUAAAAACUUGGCGCAUAAAAGUAGAUGAGAACAUUGAAAAAACGCGGGAGUUUUCUAAAAAAAAAGACAAACUAAUUAACUCUGACUCUUCCAACUCGUUUCUGGUCGAGUUGGCCUUAAGUCCCAGUUAAUGGCGUCCCACUUGUAUACUACACACUUUUAACUACUGAGACAUUAAAGUCGUCUGUUGAGUGCGACUAAAGGACACGCUUAGCAGAAGACGUUAAAGUCGUCCGACGUUAAAUGUCUCUGUCAUUUUACCGUUUUUAUACUAGUCAGACUAGUCUAGCAUGUAUGUAUACUUUAACAGUCAGACAUCUCAACCAUAUCACAAUUCAAUUGUUGAACAGGGAUUUGUAUUUAUUGUGAACGAAAAUAACUUGGCAUGCAAUGAGAUGGAUCCUGUACGUGUAGUUCUUGUAGUAAGUUGUAUGCCGGCAUUAUAGACAAUAGUUGAGUAGCGGUAUAUCAUGCGACUUUUUUCCUUUCGUUUGAAGUUUGGAAUCUCGCAAAUGGAGAAGAUGUUGAGGAGACAAAGAAACAAGUAGAGAAAUACAAGAAAGACAAUGAAAAUCUAAUAAGGAAAAAUAAUUUUAAGCUGGUAAGUUUAACCAAUUUCUUUUCACCCACCUUUAAUCUCAUCCACUUACUCACAAUCCGCAGCUCGAGACCCGCACUAUUUACCCGCGACCUGUACUCUUUACCUGCGCCCCACACUACUUACCCGUAACUCGCAUUAUUCACCUGAAACCCGCGCACUGUUUUUAUCUUAUGGUUCUCGCUGUAUUAUUAACUUGCGCCUUAGGCCGCGUUUAUAUGGAGAAAACCUGUCCCGUGUACUGAGAAGGGCUACACUCCCAGCUGAGUCAACUUUAGUGAUAUGAGGAAAAUGCUCUCUAUUUUGCCCGAGGCGACCUACCUAGGUAAGCCAAAGUGUUUACAGCUAUUUCGAGAUAGGUGGUGGGAAAAGGUGCACGCGACAAUCCCGAAAGCUAUGGUGGUUGGUUUUGAAUUUACUGUUCUUCAAAGAAAUUUGAAAGAAUGACACGAGAGGCCAUGGACAUACGUUUGCGAGUGCUAAAGGAAAGCAACAAAAGUAGGUUCAACAGAUACAGUGUCAGGAACAGAGCAUUGAUCAUAUCCCAUAUUACCUUAGGGAAUUGUCGCGUGCACAUUUUUUCUCGACAUCGCUGUAUAUGAAGAAACGUUGGCCCAGUUAGGAGGGUGACCCAACCCACAAAAGCGUGACCCUGCUGAACCAACUUUGUAUUUCUAUUGUGAACAGUCCGCCAAGUUUUGUAACGGAAAUGUAUGGCUCGCCCAGGGUACUCUGUAGCUUAGGUAGGUGGGUGAACCCUCUACCUGGGGAAACAUUUCUUCAUAUACACGUGACCUUAGCCACGCUAUUUGCCGCCAUCCGCGUCAUUUCCUUGCUACAACGGAUAUAGGCAACUCCAGGGUUGCAUUGCUUACUUUUUUCUUUUACUAUCUUUGUUUUGUCAGGGGAGAGAAGAAGCUAUCGUUUUUUCCCAAAUUGAGGAAGAACAAAAACAAGCAGAGCUUCGCCGGGCCCAAGCAGCCUUAUUAGAGAAACAAGAGAAAAAUAACAAGAAGAAAGAAAACGAAGAGUUUCUUGAUAGUCUGGUAACGAAUUUUGCCGAAACAUUUUAUAACUAGUUAUUCGCUUACUGUCGAUUCGUCUACAGUGUACCACUUAAUUGAACUUGUUACUCUUUUUGAAAGAAAUUAAACGUGUUGGUUAUAGGGAAGGUGCUGGCGCUGUAUUCAUCUUUCAAAGAUCUUGUCCCACCUAAGGUUUCAAGCAAACUACAUGUAGUUUGUUAUUUUUUUACCGCAAACCGCGUUCCAAAGAACCCAAUAGACAAGGUCUCUGCAACGAGAAUGAAACAUUAAUUUGAAUUCAAACUUCCUUCAAAGUGAUCCGACCAAAACUGGUAAGAGCGUUAUACGGUAACUUCCUAAACUGAGAAGAGGCGGUUCCAUGUAACGUCAAUUAACCGGCAAUUUGAACCAUAAAAUACUGUGUCCAAUUUUAAUGCAAUCUAGUACUGUUGCACAAUGAGCCAAAUGCCAGAAAAUGGACCUGCACAAUACUCAGUCUUUCUUACCUUAAAAUAAGAGCCUGUGUUCAUCGAAGUUCCAAAUAUAUUUGGGUAUUGCGUUAGUCUUGCCCUAGUUGAAAAUCGCUUCCAUCUACUUUUAGCUUACAUGUAAGGCCAAGGCCAAGCGUGAGAGAGAGAGAGCGGGCGGGGCCUUUUUUAUUAUUAUUUACGAACUUUUUUUAUUGUCAAUUGAAUGCUCCCUUUACAAAUUAUUACCCUUCCAGAAACAAGAGAGAGUUCUUCGGUUAAAUAUUAAUAACUGAGACGUCAGAUAUUGAUUAAACACAUAUUUGGUUUAUAUUAAUGGAUGUUAUAAUUAAGAUGAUGCGUCAUACGAUAUAUUUCAAUAGGUAGAGUGUGUUCAAACCGUCAAAUGAAUAAUUAUAGGAAUCAGUAUUAAUUUAUUUCAUGAAAAGUAAAGCUUGCUACGCGGGCAGUAAUUGGUGCUAAAAGUAGCACCUGCUGGUUUUUGUUCGCUCCACCUUUUCCAAGAGCAAAUACUAACUGGGCCUAAUGAGCCAGUUUUAACUUACAUUUUGUCAUUCUCACGAGCUAACAAUGUAGAUUAUAUUUCUCUUGCAGACCAAAGGGGACCGUCCUCUGGAAGACAUCAUCGCUGAACAUACUAGCAAGUUGCAGAAAAAGUCUUUAUUGUUUUCAGGAAGCAGUACCCAGUUUUCUACAUCAAAGAAGGUAGGUCCUGAAAAGCUUCUAUCAGCAGACGACGAUGGCGACAACUGUAUUAAUAUUUGAUAAGAAAACCGACAACAACUGUGCGAGUGCAUGACGCUUUUUGACACGUCUUUGCCGCCCUUUCUGCAACUACGACCUGGCAUUUGCUUAUACGAAGUUUUCAGACUAUGUAAACGUGAAUCAGACUAUAUGAGCGGCUUCCCGUUGUUCUUAUUCCAUCGAGCGAAAAUGACCAUGCGUACGACUGAAGGUGUGACACGGUAGAGGCGCGCCCGUUUCUUGCUUCUCGUGACGCUCGCGCGCGAGUGUACUUUCCUCACUAAAUCUGAGGCAAAAGAGACUGCUCACUGUCCAAGCGUGCAUAAACAAUUUUGUCUUUUCUUUACAAGUUUGUCCACACAGUUCUAUAUGCAUUACCUUUAGUACUGGUGAGGAGACUUUGUUUAACAAUCAAAAAAUGUUUUAGUUGUUCCUUAUUUUCUCAAAACCUUUAUGAUUGAUUGAGCAGUGUUACUAAGAGGAUAAAUAUGAUGUUGGUCAACUGAAGGGGUUAAAUGGUUGAGCGUAUAAACCAGUAAACGUUAUGCGUUCACGGUUUCCGUCGGUUCUUUUGUGAACGAUAGUUCGUAAAAUAAUAAAAUAUCGUUUGCGCGUGAGAAGAACGUCGUAAAAGCAAGUUUCUUUGCAUAUAUAAACUUUAAAAGACUUGUGUUUGUAUAACUUAUGUUCAGACCCUUUGCAAAGUAGAAUGGCGGUAUGUGAUGAUCUGUCCACCUUGUUUUAAGUCUCAGGAGACGUUCGCUCCCUUACCGUCCUCUGAAGGCCCCGCAUUCGUGUACGUUGCUCCAGAGGUAGUGAACGAUGGACCCACUGCCCCAGGAAUGGAGACUCUUGCUGCAAGAGGGUAAGUUCACAUUAAAAAAUAAUAGUGUCUUUUCAUUGGCCGAGUGGUUAGAGCACUGGCCUUGCAAUUCGAAGGUCCCGGGCUCAAGUCCCACCCUGACCGCUAGCUGGAUAUGUUCACGGUAGUCCCGAGUUCAAAUCCCCGGCCAUGCUUGUAGCCAGUUAGUUUACCUCCGGCCAGCUGGGAUUCUUUGGCCCUGUUAAAUUCAAUGUGGAUUAUUUGUUUCAGGCAUUUGCUCGGCCCUACUAGCAUUAGUGCUAUAAAUACUACCGAGGGUAAAUAAAGGAAUUAUCAUCAUCAUCAUCAUCGUCGUCGUCGUCAUCGACAUCAUCGUCAUCGUUAUUAUUAUUAUUAUUAUUAUUAUUAUUAUUAUUAUUAUUAUUAUUAUUAUCUUUUUUUUUAAGCGAAUUAAUUGUAAAUAGGAUUUUAAUAGUUUUUUUAAAUAAAAUUGUCUAAAUUUUAAUUUAAGAGGGUACUUUUGUAAUUAAUUAAUUUUAUUUUUGUAUCGACAUGCAAAAUAUCUGUUAUUAUGCAAUUAAACUGGGAUAAUACCAUCAGGUAUACUCUACCCACGAGUUUACGGACUUUAUUAUUAUUAUUAUUAUUAUUAUUAUUAUUAUUAUUACUAUUUCUCAAUCACAGGAAGUCACUGCAUUUAUAGAUGUUUAAAGACCUUAAAAUUUUAGCGAACUGAUUCAAUUUCUUCAUUUAAGAAUUCCUGAUCAUUUCAUUUUAUAUUCUGAUGAGCGUUGGACGGUGCCUCGAUAUCGGACAGGGUACAGAAAAUUGACUGGCCCCUCAUGAAAGAGCGUGUCAGACUCAAAUCGUGUGUGCCUUGUCUUAAAUACUUGGUUUGAGUCUGAGGAAUUAUGAAGCUGACGACAUGUCUCGCAACUUUUAGGCUUGGGUAAAACGUUCAACAAAAACGUACUACUUGUUUUGCUGAAAACUAUGUUUCGGGUUUUACCGCCCACGAUCAAACCUUAUUACAACCUGAUUCGUGCAAGACAGGUUUCAUUUGGGUGGUAAAUCGCGCAAUUUGGCGGCUAUUCAACUCGUUUUUUAGCAAUGUUGUAAGACAAGUUGCAUGUGUCUUUUUUGGAUUUGCUGUUUUUUUUUUUUGCUCGCUUUUCCGUACCUUUUACUCGUAUCCGUUUGUUGUGCUGUGUGCUGUAACGUUAUGUUUCUUUGUUUAGGUACCUGAGGCAUGUGCGCAGCCCCACUGAAGGAGAGAAAGCUGGUGGAUACUCAUCUGAAUUAGCCUGUGGAAGAGCUAUUCAAGAAGCGUUCUCAGCACUCCACUUAGGAGUUGAGCUUUAGCCCAAGUUUUUUAUACGAGAUACUUUGUUGAAUAUUUUUUCUACGAUUUGGAAGAUUAUGGGACCAAAUGUAGUGAUUUGUUGCGCCCGGAAUGAAUUAGAAUUACAUCCACUAUUUUGACUCAGACAGUAUCCCAUUUAAGUGCAACUUUUGUGGGAGUACUCCGUACUUGUGGAUGGUAAAUAAUGAGUUUUGUGAGCUGUUGUAAUCGUUCAAUCGGUGUGAAAAUUAAACCUGCCCAACACUAGUCUUUAGUUUUAUAAUAAUAUUGUAUUGUCUUAUUUUGUUCUCGAUAAUGAUCGCGUUAUCAAACUCCGUUGAGUUGAAAAGUGCUGAUUGCUGUUUUACACUUUCACGUUAACAAAAAUGAAAAGAGAAACCGUAACGGCAAUAAAUGAAGUCAAGAAUUCACGCGAUGUCGAAAGGAUGGACGGACUGUAUUGACAUGCCGGAGUUGAAAAUUUUUUUUCUUUCAAUAUCACUUUCAUGAUUUAAUAGAUUUUUUCGUUACUUAUAAUAACUACCAGAUGAGUUUUAGGCAAUAUUAUUUAUUACAAAAUAACUAAGAUAGUACGCGUGCUGUGAUUGGCCGAGAGGCG
Porites lobata is the source of this 21036-nucleotide messenger RNA. Lineage: Eukaryota; Metazoa; Cnidaria; Anthozoa; Scleractinia; Poritidae. The record is from the annotation of a GenBank genome assembly.